AUGCCAGAAAUUCAGUUGGGUUCUCACACUGUAAGAUCUCAUGGAGUAAAGGUAUUGAGGAUUCAUAUGCAUGACUGGCUGAUUCUACUGGUUCUUGCGGCGACAGAUCUGGGUUUGAACUUGAUAGAACCUUUUCACCGCUUUGUUGGAGAGGACAUGAUGACAGACCUGAAAUACCCAUUGAAAGACAAUACAGUUCCCUUCUGGGGUGUUCCAAUAAUUGCAGUACUGUUGCCACUUGCUGUCAUUCUUGUUUACUACUUCAUCCGAAAGGAUGUCUAUGAUCUGCACCACGCCAUUUUAGGCCUUCUAUUUUCCAUCUUUAUAACCGCUGUUUUAACUGACGCAAUCAAAGAUGGUGUUGGUCGACCUCGUCCAGACUUCUUUUGGCGUUGUUUCCCUGAUGGCAAAGGGGUGUUUGAUCCAAUCACAAAGAAUGUCAUGUGUACUGGAAGCAAGAGUGUCAUUAAGGAAGGACACAAAAGCUUCCCCAGCGGGCAUACUUCAUGGUCCUUUGCAGGUCUUAGUUUCAUUGCAUGGUAUCUAUCAGGGAAAGUUAGGGUGUUUGAUCGUAGGGGACAUGUUGCAAAGCUCUGUAUUGUCCUUCUACCAUUACUUCUUGCGGCAAUGGUAGCAGUUUCUCGAGUUGAUGACUAUUGGCAUCAUUGGCAAGAUGUUUUUGCCGGCGGGCUUAUAGGAAUCACCAUUGCUUCAUUUUGUUACCUGCAAUUCUUUCCACCUCCGUAUGACACAGACGGUUGGGGACCUCAUGCGUACUUUCAGAUGCUGGCAGAGUCUCAAAAUCGUGAUGAGGCCUUGUCUCCCAAUGCCAAUAGUCUCAGUGUGCAGCAAACAGAGCUUGAGAGUAUAUACAUCCAGUCUCAGCAUGGUGUUGAAACAUCACGAGGCUAUAGUGGAGACACAAACCCCAUUCUGAAUGGGCGGGAAAGUGGGAGACACUUGAGUGUAGGCUGA
Prunus armeniaca (apricot) is the source of this 975-nucleotide messenger RNA. NCBI's taxonomy places the organism in Eukaryota, Viridiplantae, Streptophyta, Magnoliopsida, Rosales, Rosaceae. The record is from the annotation of a GenBank genome assembly.